UACUUAUAGAGCAUCUGUUUCCCUGAGCUGGCUUUCGGCCAAACACUUGAGUCGGACCAUGGUAUAUAUAUAUCCCGCAUCAGUGCAGCCGUAUACAGUAAACUGCGCCAUGGAGACGGUAUCCAUUGCAAUAGUCAUCGGUCUUGUGUCGUUGUGUGGUGUCAGUGACGUACACGCUGACACCAGUUUGACAGCUGUCACUGGCCAACCGAAGCUACUAGAUGGGGAGAUCAACGCUUGGGAACAAACAGCUGUUAAUCUUGAGACUAAAAUGAAAUAUAAAUUUAGCACGUUGGAGUCAUCACUGACAGAGAGCUUAACUAACACGUUCAUUCCUGCCUUUAUGAAGGGUCUAGUGAAACAAGCGAUUACUGGCAUUCUGAAAGAAGGUUACAUUGAGGAUAUUAUUAGCGGAAGUGUUCUGGAUGAAGUCAACAACCUAAAAGCGACUGUACGCAACACGAAGACACAACUUCAGGCAGAAACGCAGCAGUUCAGGCAUGUUGAACGAGAAAGAGACACAUUCAAAGACAGUUUUGUAAAACUACGUGGCGAGCAGACCAAAAACGUCCAUAGUUUACAGCUGCAGCUGAAUGAGACGGUAGCUGGUCUUCGUGUUGCAAAGAGAGUGAACACUGUUCUCAGACAGGAUCUGAUGACACUGAAUACAAGCUGUGUGAAGAUGAGCCAAGUGACUAAACGACUCAUCAAUGAAAAACAAUCAUGCAGGGAGGGCUUGCGGGGAAUGCAGAAAAAGUUCAGUACUGACAUUCAGAGUUUAAACAAUCACUUAAAUCGGACCAUUGAUGAUCUGCAUGAUUCAGAGCAAAGAAUCACUGGCCUUACAGAGGACAUAAUGGCGCUGAAGACAAGCUUUGUGAUGAGAGAAGGGAUUAAAAAGAACGAUGUUAAUGAAACGUUGCUGUCUACAUCGCCCCCUUUGUUUCCUGGUGCUGCAGGAGCUUUGCGUGAUCUGAGUCGGACCGCGAGGACAUCAGUAACGACAAGAAGAAUGCCUGCUACACGGGGUAGGUGGGAGUACCCAGCAGCGACUCUAUCACCAGCAGACUGCGCGGACCUCUUUGGGGCCAGCGAGCACGGGAACCUGGAGGAGGUGAAGUGGCUCCUGUCUCUGAACAUCGACAUUAACUGUAGGUAUUUGUGGGGCCUGACACCGGUGAUGUGGGCAGCAGGAGUGGGACACAAAUACAUGGUGGAGUUCUUGUUAUGUAAAGGAGCUGAUGCGUCACUGGUGGACGAUGAAGAUCGCAACAUCCUUCACUAUGUCGGUCUGGGAGGAGUUUUCGAGACGGCGAGGUUCGUGCUGUCUCUGAACGUGGUUGACAUCAACGCCAGGGACAGCACUGGGAUGUCAGCGUUGGACCUGGCGAGACUCAGGAAACAUAGGCGAGUGGCGGAUCUCCUCGUGUCCCAAGGCGCUCAGUGACGUCAGUGGAGGUGACGUGACAGUGACGUUGUUUGCCGUUCACGUCGUCGUGUAUAAAUAUGUUUUUAUUUA
Messenger RNA from Haliotis rufescens (red abalone), 1519 nucleotides. RefSeq lists its product as uncharacterized. Lineage: Eukaryota; Metazoa; Mollusca; Gastropoda; Lepetellida; Haliotidae. Gene Ontology annotation, molecular function: RNA nuclease activity; protein binding; RNA binding. The coding region runs from base 59 to 1447 and encodes 462 amino acids. The transcript has 3 exons. Gene Ontology annotation, biological process: RNA processing. The record is from RefSeq and is a predicted model, not a curated record. Gene Ontology annotation, cellular component: nucleus; cytoplasm.